Molecule: messenger RNA, 889 nt
Organism: Sinocyclocheilus anshuiensis
Lineage: Eukaryota; Metazoa; Chordata; Actinopteri; Cypriniformes; Cyprinidae
Gene: tnfrsf13b
Product: TNF receptor superfamily member 13B
Exons: 4
Coding region: 78-758 (226 amino acids)
Biological process (GO): negative regulation of B cell proliferation; B cell homeostasis; hematopoietic progenitor cell differentiation
Cellular component (GO): plasma membrane
Source: RefSeq, a predicted model, not a curated record
UAAUGGAAAUGGGCAAUUACUGUGGUAAUACUCCGUGUGUGUGUGGGCUGUGCGGGUAAUUGUCGGGGGACUGAGUGAUGGCACAGAGCUGUCCGGAGGGUCAGUAUAUGGACAGGCUGCUGCGAGAGUGUGUGUCCUGCAGAAUGAUCUGUCACGACUCCACGAUUCUGACACGCUGCUCUGAGUUCUGCGUGGCCUGGAGAUGUAAAGCCGUGUCCGGUCAGUUCUACGACACGCUGCUGAAGAAGUGUCUGAAGUGCUCCGAGCUGUGCGGCAGUCACCCGGCGGCCUGCGCAGACGCAUGCAGGAGUGCUGUGUCCGUGACGCAGAGGCCUGUCGGCGGGUCUACAGUGCAGCUGGUGACCGACAGAGGGCGCUCAGUGCCCGGAUCAGCGCUGUACUCGGAGGCGCUGCUGUACUCGCUGCUAGGCCUCUGCAUCACCGCGCUGGUGUUCACGCUGACCGCUGCUUUCCUGCUGCUGCUCAAGAGAGCCAAACAGCAGCCGCAGCUGGACACCAAGAAACAGCAGCCCAACAAACACGGACAAUCAUCCAAAGAUUCUCUGAUGGCUCGGGUGGAUGAAGUGUCUGAAGAGGGCAGUGUGACUGUAACUCAGGACCCGCCGAAGGCCACAGAAACCUGCAUCUACUGCUUCUCCGAGCCGCCCGGCCAUCACCAUGACAACGGUGCGCUCCAUCACCCGGUUCAGACCGGGCCGUUCAGGAUCAUAUGUUCACCGACACAAACAAGCAUAUGAUAAUAACGCCAGAUCCGCGCGCUGAGGAAUAGAAAGCAUGAAACUCUACUGCACACUUCAUUCCUCAAGCAUUCCUAUGGAAACGUGACUUCACUUCAGUUUUAAUAAAAUUAAGUUAAUGCUGUUUUCAA